AUGGUUAACGUCAUUACUUCAGUCGAUCAAUUCAAACAAUCUAUUGCUCAAGAUAAAUUAGUUGUUGUUGAUUUCUUUGCCACAUGGUGUGGUCCUUGUAAAAUGAUUGCUCCAAUUUUAGAAAAAUUUGAUAAAGAAUAUACUAAUGUUGAUUUCUUUAAAUUAGAUGUUGAUGAAUUAGGUUCAGUUGCUCAAGAACAAGAAGUUAGUGCUAUGCCAACUAUUAUUUUUUACAAGAAUGGUUCAGUUGUUGAUAAAAUUAUUGGUGCUAAUCCAAAUGCUAUCAAACAAAAACUUGUUUCACUUUCUGCUUAA
This is a messenger RNA of Hansenula ciferrii, 315 nucleotides long. It is a transcript of the gene TRX2, whose product is annotated as thioredoxin TRX2. Lineage: Eukaryota; Fungi; Ascomycota; Saccharomycetes; Phaffomycetales; Wickerhamomycetaceae. The transcript has a single exon. Gene Ontology annotation, molecular function: protein-disulfide reductase activity. The coding region runs from base 1 to 315 and encodes 104 amino acids. The record is from RefSeq and is a predicted model, not a curated record.